AGCUGCAUCUCAUCUAGCUGUCCGAUCACUUCAACAGACGGCAAGAGAUUCGUCGAAUGAUUGUGCUAGGGCUGUUAGUGUUAUUCUCAAGGAUUUUUACAUGGAUGAUCUACUUACUGGUGCAUCUAGUAAAGAAGAACUUCGAUUGUUGCAGCAAAAUAUUUCCGAAAUAUUGAGGGAAGGGGGGUUUGAACUUCGUAAGUGGGCAUCGAACUGCGCUGAGCUAAUCGCAAGCAUUUCUAAUGCAUCUACGAACAUAUCACAUUAUAUUGUCGACGAUAAGGAUGUUCACGCUUUAGGUCUUAUCUGGAACACAGAAGGAGACUAUCUCACGUUUGCUAUUAACUUGAGGGAACCGCCAGUUAAGUUGACCAAGCGCAUGUUUCUAUCAGAUGCAAGUACGCUCUUCGAUCCUCUGGGCCUGCUUGCUCCCGCUACUAUAAAUUCAAAAAUUUGGUUUCAAGACAUAUGGCGCACUAAGGUAGGUUGGGAUGAUAUCAUUCCUGAGUCUAUCGCAACGAAGUGGUUGGAGCAUCGCAUAGAACUCAAGAAACUGGCACAUUUGAAGGUGAAACGUUGGUUUGGUACUGAAGUAGCUGGGUCAUUUACGCAAUUGCACGUAUUCGCAGACGCGUCCGAGCGGGCUUACGCCGCCGUUUUGUAUGCACGAACAACACAAAGCGACGGUAGCAUUAUUGUGUCAUUAAUUUCGUCGAAAACCAAGGUAGCUCCGCUUAAGCCGACAACGUUGCCACGUCUUGAAUUAUGCGCCGCUCAUCUUGCUGCUAAACUAGUGCGAAGCGUGCUGCACUGCUGGUCUGAUCUCCGUUAUCCGCUUUUCGCUUGGACUGACUCUACUAUAACAUUGGCAUGGUUACAAGCUCACCCCAGCAGAUGGGUGACAUUUAUAGCCAACCGCGUCGCUGAUAUUCAAGAAGUUUUGCCUCCCGAAUAGCUGGGCAUACGAAAGAGUAUUCGUGCC
Molecule: messenger RNA, 982 nt
Organism: Anastrepha obliqua
Lineage: Eukaryota; Metazoa; Arthropoda; Insecta; Diptera; Tephritidae
Exons: 2
Coding region: 101-955 (284 amino acids)
Source: RefSeq, a predicted model, not a curated record